Messenger RNA from Suricata suricatta (meerkat), 2990 nucleotides. RefSeq names its product coiled-coil domain containing 33 (gene CCDC33). Bases 387 to 2891 code for a protein of 834 amino acids. The record is from RefSeq and is a predicted model, not a curated record. Gene Ontology annotation, cellular component: peroxisome. The transcript is spliced from 21 exons. Lineage: Eukaryota; Metazoa; Chordata; Mammalia; Carnivora; Herpestidae.
GCAGAGAGAGGGCCACCCUUGUCUUUACCUUCCUGGGGAUACUGAGAGCCGAUUGUUUCAGCUGCUGACCCCUACCUAGCUGGUCACAGGCCAGAGCCCUGAGGACACCUUCACUCCAAAAAUGUCUCACUACUGAGAACAUUCCAGGCUGCCCCCUCACCUUGCCAUCUCCCCUCCCCCACCCCUGUUUCCUCUGUCUAGGUCCCAGAGCCUGUGUGUGUACCCCCCUGAGACAACACUGACACUCCCUACUGUUUGCCAAGCCCCAAGACUCCGAGGUGCCCAGGCCAGCUGUCUGGGCAGGACCAAUGUCUGGUCAGCCACCAAUAUCAGGUAAUGGUCCCCAAGAUUGUUAAACAAGGCCAAACACUCCUGGCCCCAAGAGGAUGGAACGGAAAAAGAAAAAGGUCACUGAGAGCCCAGAGGAGCCCCUGAAUACCUUACAGAGUGUGGAAUCUGUCACCAGCCACCUGUCUCCCCCUAACAAGGAGACCAUCAUGGUCACUCUCCAUGGGGCCACCAACCUUCCCACCUGCAAGGAUGGCUCUGAGCCAUGGCCCUAUGUGGUCGUCAGCAUUCAGCGUCUGCCUCAGGCUCUUGCCCACAUUUCCUUUUGGGGAGCGCCUGGACCAGCCGUCUCCCAGCACGUGCUGAAAUCCUGCCUUCAAAGCCUUAUUCAUGACUACCUCCUCCUCCAGGCAGCCACCAGAGUUGAGCUCUCCCCUCUGGAGCUGCACAGCAGUGGCAACUCUGAUCUGACACACUUCAGGCAAACCACAUCUGGGGAUGUGAAGAACCAGAACACCAAGGCCAUCACGUCUGUGACUACAGAGCCCACCACAGCCCCCAUCUGGGGGGACACGGUCAAAGUGGAGCUCCAGGCUGAGGAUGCAAGUCGAGAAGAUAUGGUUCUCAAGGUGGUGGACAAUAAAAAUAAAGAGGAGCUAUUGUCCUACCAAAUCCCCAUCAAGUACCUGUAUCUCUUCCACCCCUACCACUUUGAGCUGGUGAAGCCCACCCAGUCUGGGAAAGCUGAGGAAGCCACUGCCAACACCCAACUGUAUGCGACUCUCAUUCGGAAAGGCAGCUUCUUCCCCCGCUACAUCGGCAGCAACCACACAGCUCUGGAGGUCUUUCUCCGGGGAGUCAAUGAGCCCCUGAUCAACAACUCUGACCCGAUGGUGGUCAUUGCCAGGGUGGUUCCCAACUACAGUGAUUUUAAAGCCAAUCAAAUGAAGCAGGACCCAGCUUUUAUGGGGUUGCCCAUCACCCCACUUCCCUUCCCAAUCUCCUCUCAGCUGCACUUGGAUGUUCAUCGGGUCAGCCAGAACGGGUGUCCUCAGCUGUCCAAGCCUGGGGGACCCCCGGAACUGCCCUCGUGGAAUCAGUCCUUCCUCUUUCAAGGCCGGGAUGGAGCCACCAACUUCUCGGAAGACACAGCCCUGGUGCUGGAGUUCUACCCCUCAACUUCCAUGAAAGGCAGUGAGCCAUGGACGCUCAGCAAGCCCCUGGGCGUCUCCGUGUUGCCGCUCAAAAACCAACUGUACCACAGAAUGCUGACAGGGAAAGGUCUGAAUGGGCUGCACCUGGAGAGGCUCCCCAUCACUGACACCAGGCUGAAAACCAUAAAUGGUGAGGCUCCCACAGUGGAUAUCUCUUUCCAGCUGCUUUCUUCCGAGAAGCCAGAAAACUUCUUGACACCAAACAACAGCAAGGUUCUGCCCAUCCUAGACCUCAAGAUCUUAGAUGAGAAGGUGGGUACCAUCCAUGAGUCCUGGUCCAACACCACGGUGAGCUCUACAAUGGACUAUAGCACAUCCACCUCUCUGGAAGCAGAGGAAGACCCUCUGGUGCCCAAGAUGUCCUGUGAAACGGAGAUGAACUACCGGCGGGCCAUGCAGAAGAUGGCAGAGGACAUCUUGUCGCUGCGGAAACAGAUCAGCGUCCUGGAGGCCGAGAACUACAUUCUGAGGAGCCAGCUAGCCCAGGGGGAGGCGGAAGAGGAGCAGGAUGAUGCCAACAAGGCCCAGAAUCUGGUGCUCAUGAAGCAGAAACUGCUGCUGUGCGAGCUGGACGUGAAGAAGCUGCGGGACAAAGUGCAGCAUUUGCAGAAUGAACUGAUUCGAAAGAAUGAUCGUGAGAAGGAGCUACUCCUCCUGCAUCAGGCUCAGUGGCCGCAGGCUGCGCUGCUGAAGCAGUACCAACACAAGCUCCAGAAGAUGAAGCUGCUGGAGGAGACUGUACGGCACCAGGAGAAGGUGAUUGAGAAGAUGGAGCGGGUGCUGGAGGACAAGCUGUGGGAUAGGAAGGAGCCCCUGUUCACCAGACUGCAGGGAAAGCCCAACGUGGGUCCUGCAAGAGAGAACCUUCCUGUGGACCUGUACUCUGUGCUGCUGGCAGAAAACUCCAGGCUGCGGGCAGAGCUGGAUAAGAACCGCCACCAGGCUGCCCCCAUCAUUCUGCAGCAGCAGGCCCUGCCGGUGGACCCCAAGGAGCUGGGAGCAGGAAGAGACCUGGCAGAGAGAUUUCAGGAGACAGAUGGCCCAGGCCACUCCACGGGCACAGAGACCCUGCCCGUACAGGAUCUCCUUGGCAAUACUUCAGACAAGUUCAAUCUUCUGGCCAAGCUAGAACGAGCUCAGAGCCGGAUCCUAUCCCUGGAAAGCCAGUUAGAGGACUCAGCCCGACGCUGGGGACGAGAGAAGCAGGACUUGGCCACACGGCUGCAGGAGCAAGAGUAUGGCUUGGGGCAAUCCUCAGACUCCAUCACCACUGACCUGCCUAACUACUCGGCCCUCUCCAAGGACGACAGGCGACCCUCGAAACUGGACCCCUCAAUGCCCAGCUUGGAGACUAAGUUCAACAAGCCCUCAAGCUCCCAGAAGACCUGAGUCUUAGCAGACCUGAGGGCUGGAGCAGGCCUCCCUCUCUGCGAGCUGGGGGGUCUGAUUCCCCUCCAAAUGACUUCAUUAAAUGCUGUAAGUCAGUGA